UUGCGUCGUUUGUGUGUCAUUGGUGUGUAUUUCUAUUUUGACACCAUUUCCAAACAAAUAAACAGGCUAGUAAGAGCACAGAUUCCUUGAAAGGAAAGGUCAAAGUUCAAACGAAAAAGACCAUCCAGAAUCUUCAUCUUCAUCUUCAUGUCCUCCAAACGUCAGACGCUCUUCAAGUUGACAAAAACUUCAUCCCGGUCCAAGUUUGUCAUUUGUCCUCCCUUCCUGCACGUGUCGCUGCUCCCCCGGCGCCACCACGCGCUGCCGGAAGUGCAUCUUCUCCGACGCGGAACUGCGGUGGUGUGCGGCGGUGUCUGCACAAAGCCGCUCCGAAAAAGCCGCCCGCAUGUGCGCCGUGCAGCUUCUGCGGGUGUCGGUUCGCCAGCGGAUGACCGCCGCCGUGGAGGACUUCCUGCUGCGGCUGCAAAGAGAAGAAGAAGCCUCUCGACUUCCGCUGCUGAGGUCGCUGCUCACCGAGCGGCUCGCGGCGGCCGCGGACGACAUCGUGGUCCUGCUGGAGGACUUCGUCAACGACUACGAGAGAGUCCCGAGGACGUGCGGCAGCUGGUGGUGGGGAAAGAGGUGCAGAGCAAGCCGGAGCCCCCCCGCGUUAAACAGGAAGAGGAGGGCCGAGACGAUGAAGAGGCAGCUCCUCCCUCCCCCCGCCACGAGAGCGAGGGCAGUGAUGAGGAUUGGAUGGGGUCCGGCGACGACGCGCCGGUGAAAGGGUCCCAAGUGGUUGGUGGCGGCGGCGGCGGCGUGUCCACCACCUGCUGCGAGUGCGGAAAAAGCUUCCUGAACGCCUUGCGCCUGAAGAGACACAAGAAGACGCACUCGGGAGAGAAACCGUACGUGUGCUCUGUGUGCGGAAAGAGCUCCCGGCAGAAAGGAGACCUGAUCAAACACAUGCGGACUCACACGGGCGAGAAGCCUUUCUCGUGCUCGGUGUGCGGGAGCAGCUUCAUCCACAGCCAGGCGCUGGUCCAGCACACCAGGACGCACACCCAGGAGAAGCCCUUCAGCUGCUCCGUGUGCGACGAGACCUUCGCCCGCAAGGACUACUUGAAGACGCACAUGAGGAGACACACGGGAGAGAAGCCCUUCUCCUGUCCCUUCUGCGGAAAGAGUUUCCGGCAGAGGGUGAACAUGACGUCCCACAUGAGAGUCCACACGGGACACAAGCCGUACUCCUGCUCCAUCUGCGACAAGAGCUUCUCGGUGAAGGGCAACGUCAGGAUCCACAUGAGGACGCACACGGGGGAGAAGCCCUUCAGCUGCAGCGUCUGCGACAAAGGCUUCACUCAGAAGGUCAACCUGCUGAGUCACAAGUGUGCCGGAAGGGCGCCGCCGGACCAAUGAGCUGCCGGGACUUUCCCUUUCCAUGUUUGAGUCCACGUGGGCAAAGUUCUAAAGCUCUACUGUGGAGUGUCUUGUGGUUCUUGUGCCUGUCCCUGUCAAUAAAGGCCUUCCAUGAGGACCGGCAGCUGCUGUGCAUCACCACCA
Messenger RNA from Doryrhamphus excisus (bluestripe pipefish), 1503 nucleotides. Lineage: Eukaryota; Metazoa; Chordata; Actinopteri; Syngnathiformes; Syngnathidae. The record is from RefSeq and is a predicted model, not a curated record.